AUGGCGGCGGCACCGGCGGCGCGGGAGCUCACGCAGAACCCUCUGCAGAAGACGUGGGAGCCCUACGAUAACGGGCUGCCCGCGGGGCACAGCGCGCAGCGCGGCGUAUGUAUGACCAAUUGCCCUACUCUGAUUGUCAUGGUGGGUCUCCCAGCGAGAGGAAAAACCUACAUCUCCAAGAAGCUGACACGCUACUUAAAUUGGAUUGGAGUGCCUACGAAAGAAUUUAAUGUGGGUCAGUAUCGGCGAGAUUUGGUGAAAAAAUAUAAAUCCUUUGAAUUCUUCCUGCCUGACAAUGAAGAAGGCUUGAAAAUCAGGAAACAGUGUGCCUUAGCAGCUCUGAACGACGUCCGGCAGUACCUCAGUGAAGAGAACGGGCACGUGGCUGUCUUUGAUGCUACAAACACAACUCGGGAACGCAGAGAAACUAUUUAUAAAUUUGGUGAAGAAAAUGGAUAUAAGACUUUUUUUGUGGAGUCUGUGUGUGUCGAUCCGGAGGUCAUUGCUGCAAACAUUGUGCAAGUAAAGCUGGGUAGUCCUGACUAUGUUGAUUGUAGUAAUGAUGAAGCAACAGAAGACUUCAUGAAAAGAAUAGAGUGCUACAAGAACUCGUAUGAGACCUUAGAUGAAACUCUGGACAAGGAUCUUUCUUACAUUAAAAUCAUGGAUGUUGGAAGGAGUUAUCUCGUGAACAGAGUGAUGGAUCACAUCCAGAGCCGGAUUGUCUACUACCUCAUGAAUAUCCAUGUGACUCCUCGGUCAAUCUACCUCUGCCGGCACGGAGAGAGCGAGCUCAAUCUGAAGGGCAGGAUAGGAGGAGAUCCUGGGCUGUCUGUCAGGGGGAAAGAAUUUGCCAAAAGCUUGGCACAGUUUAUUAAUGAGCAAAAUAUCAAAGAUCUGAAAGUUUGGACCAGCCAGAUGAAAAGGACAAUUCAGACUGCUGAAGCCUUGGGAGUGCCUUAUGAACAGUGGAAAGUUUUGAAUGAGAUAGAUGCAGGAGUAUGUGAAGAAAUGACAUAUGAAGAAAUACAGGAAAAUUAUCCGCUUGAAUUCGCACUGAGAGACCAAGACAAAUACAGAUACAGAUACCCUAAAGGAGAGUCCUAUGAAGAUCUUGUUCAGAGGCUGGAGCCAGUAAUUAUGGAACUCGAAAGGCAGGAAAAUGUGCUUGUCAUUUGUCACCAAGCUGUCAUGCGCUGCUUGCUUGCUUAUUUCCUUGACAAGCCUGCAGAACAACUGCCCUACCUGAAGUGCCCACUGCAUACUGUCUUAAAGCUAACCCCGGUGGCUUAUGGAUGUAAAGUAGAAUCUAUAUUUCUGAAUGUCGAAGCUGUAAACACACACAGAGAUAAACCUGAGAAUGUAGGUGUGAAUAGGUCGAGAGAAGAAGCUUUGAGGACAGUCCCCACCCACCUAUAGCUGCAGCUCCUGGGGCAGCAGCCCUUCCUCCAGCAGCUCAGGGCCCGGCGCUGUCGGAUCGGGGUCGGGACGGGAUGGAAGCGCCUCCCCUUCCCUUCGAGACAUUUCCAGUGUGAUUCUGCUGCUUUGGACAAAACCUGUGCUCGUGGAUAACUCGAAAGGUAUCACUAAAAAGAUUGUGGGAAGCAGAGCAGAGUUGGUUUUAGAUUUUUCUUAUGUAAAUUUGUGCAGUUUCAGUGGGUUUUUACUGUUCUUCUGUGGAUAAUGCAAGGUGGUUAAUUGCCCGUGUUGAUUUUACUGUCAGAUUUUAACUAGAUUCUAUUUUCUUUUGUAAGUGUUUUUUCUAAGAGUUCUCUUAUUUUUACUGUGAAUGAUUGCCUAGAAUUACAUGGAGUUUUUUUGAUGGUGUAUUUAACAUGGGCAAAAUUAUACCUUUUGAGCACUGGAGAGUUCAUGUUGCAAAACUUCUUUAAAUGGGGAAGCCCAUCAGUUCUGAUAAUUGUCCUAUGUUUUAAAUUGAACUUUUAAAUUUAAUUGAACAUUUGAAUUGAAAUUGUGGUUUGCCAACCACAAUUUAAAGUUUUUCUGAAAUUCACAAGGGAAAUGUUCCCUUUGGAGAAUCAAAGCAUUAAUGCUGGAUUUGCUUCCUGGGAAAUUCUGCUGUUCUAGCAAGAUUUUAACACUUUCCAGAGACCAGGGGUAUUUUGGAGGGCAAUGGGAGAUAUGAGUGUGAGUGACAGCUGGGGAAUGAAUCAAGAGAGAGAUGGAGAGAGACAAAUCCUUUCUGCUGCAGUUAUGGGAGGGGAUGAGCAGCUUUUCUGAGUCUGGAAGGGAGGGGAAAAGGAUUCAGCCUGUCAAAGGCUGGAAAAGCUGCUUGUCUUGUUAGUGUUGUCAUUAUAUUUUUAGAGAAUUUUUGGAAUGAAUUUCAACAUAAAAGUAUAUGUUUCUCUUUUAUAGUCACAUUUAACACGUACAUCAGGAAACAGUACAGAAAGGUUAGGUGAGUUUAACCAUCCUAACAGCUCAUGCAACAAAAACACCAGGUAAAUUCUGAAAUAAUUUUUAACAUGGCACACCUGCCUUGGAGUUUUUUUGGUUUUAAGCACCUUCCAUCAUCCCAAUUCUUCUUUGUUGCUCUUUUAUGCCUAGUGAAACUCCAGUGCUAAAAAUGGAAUUUUUUGUGUCUGUCAAGGUCACAACCUUUUAACUGUACUAAAUCAAAGUGUAUUUUGUAUGUGUGUUACCAGACAAUUGAAGUGAGCUGCCAGCACUGCUGCUGGCUCUGGCUCUGCAAUGAGGAGAACUAUUCUUUGGUAGCUGGACUGUGGUUUUUUCCUCAAGAUUCUCUCCAAUUAAUUGAGCUUUUACCAUGUGAGUUGUUGGGGUUGUUUUGUUGUUUUGGGUUUUUUUUUCUUUCCCGAAUUCCUGUGUGAAAUACCAGGCCCUGGUAACAUAGUUUUGCAGGCAAGGGCUAAAUUGUCUUUUGUUUGUGCAGGGUUUAUAAAAUAAUGUGCUGCUGUUGUGAUUACUUUUUUUUUUUAAUAAGCUAAAUUCAGCAAUAUAUUCAGCUCUGGAAGUAAGCCAUAGUGCAUUGCUGGGUUGUGUUUCAGAGGAGGAAUGUGUAGGGUGCAGAAUGCCCAGGAACACUUGCUUCAAGCGCUGCUGUCUAAAGCUUUGUGUGUGUGUGUGUGUGUGUGUUAUGGUAAUGCCAUUUCAGACCUUUAUUAAUUCAGCCGUGGCCCAUAGUUGUGGGGUGAGGAGAGAGCCUGCCUGGCACUGCUCAGAGGAGUGAAUUUAUUGAUGUGUGCUUAACAAGGCCACCUUUGUGGCACAACUGAAGGAGCCAUUUCCCCUCCCACUGUGGUGUGGGAAAGCUGGGCUGUGCCUCAGGCAGCCCUUGCUCCUCUGCUGGGACGGGGGGGUGGUUAAACAGCUUUUACACUGAGAAUGUCAGGCUUUAUCUGUAAAAAUCCCAGGAGGCUGCAUUAGAGAAGUGGGAUUUUACUGGCCCAUUGUGAGCUCAGACCUGACUGAAGAAAUGUGGGCAGAAAUGUUUCCCCCAGUGAGAGCUGAGCCCAGGGUUCCUUCUCUUUGCUGGCAAGCACAGCUUGAAGUGUCUCCUCUUCCCCUUUGUUUUACCUCUCUGAUCUGUCAGAGGUGCUGUAACAUCCUCGAGGCUACAUGUUCUAUGUACAGUAGGUAUUUUUAUAUCCUGCUUUCAGAUAUACUGUGAUGAUUGUUUUACUGCAAUGGGUGUUCAGUAAAAAGAGAUGUAUACAAGUGUAAAUAAACUAUUGUGCUGAUACUUGAAGAGAAAAAAAAAAUGAAGUUGUUUGGUUCUAUGGUAGGAAGGUACUAAAUCAGUGGCUGCAUCUGACCCUGGCUGGAGAGAGCAGGUGUAGAUGAUGAAUGUAGAUUUGAGCUGAAUGUAGAUUUGGAGUGAUGGGUUCUCCCAGGGUUGUAACCCUAACUGCUCUUCUGGGGAGGCACAGUUAAGAAUUGCAGUUAAUGUCACUUUGUAAAAGUGUGUGUCCCCCACUCCUGACAGAAUAGUCACUGACAGGGGAGGGGAAAACCCUUGUCCUGACCUUCUGUGUUUGUACCAUUUGACUGCCUCUGUUCUGUGUGUGCCUGGCUCAGAUGCAGUCUCUCAAAUGGGAUUAAAAUGUCCUUUCUUACAUCGUUGACGUUUGUUGUGAUCUUUCAGACAAAUGUAAUCAUUUGACCUUUGAUCCAAGUAAUAAAGAUCAAAUGCUACAAGG
Messenger RNA from Sturnus vulgaris (Common starling), 4181 nucleotides. RefSeq names its product 6-phosphofructo-2-kinase/fructose-2,6-bisphosphatase 4. The record is from RefSeq and is a predicted model, not a curated record. Gene Ontology annotation, biological process: fructose 2,6-bisphosphate metabolic process; fructose metabolic process. Gene Ontology annotation, cellular component: cytosol. NCBI's taxonomy places the organism in Eukaryota, Metazoa, Chordata, Aves, Passeriformes, Sturnidae. Gene Ontology annotation, molecular function: 6-phosphofructo-2-kinase activity; fructose-2,6-bisphosphate 2-phosphatase activity; ATP binding.